CGGCCUGGGCGGCGCGUCGGGGCUGCAGUAACGCGCUUCUUCCCUCCAUUUGCAUGUGCGUUGGAAUAGUGGCUAUUUUAAUCAUUGCAGGAGUUAAACCAACCUCCCACAAACAUGGCAGAUGAGGACCUUAUUUUUCGUAUGGAAGGGAUUGAUAAUGCUAGAUCGACUACAGCAAACUCUGGAAAUUAUCUUGACGCUGAUAGUGAUGAUGAAGACAAUUAUUUUAUCUGUCCAAUAACUGAUGAUCCAGUUUCUAACAAGUCUGCCAGUAUCAAAGUUGACAAUUAUUAUAGCAAUUUAGCAAAAACUGAACAGUACAGUUCAAGCUCUUCUCCGAGAAACUCGUUUAGCUUUAAGAAUGACACACAGCAUCGUUCUAAGCACGGCUCUGUGGUUGACCAUAGUCGGGAAACCUGGAAGCAUGCUAUUGAGAAAGCUAAGCACAUGCCUGAUCCAUGGGCAGAAUUUCAUCUUGAGGACAUUGAGACAGAACAUGCCACUCGUUACAGGUACAAUGCAGUUACUGGGGACUGGGUUGAAGAUGAAGUCCUCAUCAAGAUGGCUUCACAACCUUUUGGCCGUGGAGCAAUGCGAGAGUGUUUCAGAACGAAAAAGCUGUCCAACUUCUUACACACGCAGAACUGGAAAGGUGCCUAUAACUAUGUUGCCAAGCAAUACAUAGAGAGUGUGGGCAGGGAUGUGUAUUUUGAGGAUGUCCGACUUCAGAUGGAAGCAAAACUCUGGGGAGAAGAGUACAACCGGCACAAGCCACCAAAACAGGUGGAUAUAGUACAGACCUGUAUCAUUGAAAUGAAGAACAGACCUGGAAAGCCUCUCUUUCAUCUGGAGCAUUACAUUGAGGGCAAAUACAUCAAAUACAACUCAAAUUCUGGAUUUGUGCGAGAUGACAACAUUCGUCUUACUCCACAAGCCUUUAGUCACUUCACCUUUGAGCGCUCAGGGCACCAACUCAUUAUUGUUGAUAUCCAGGGAGUUGGAGAUCUUUACACAGACCCUCAGAUCCAUACAGAGAAUGGUACAGAUUUUGGAGAUGGCAACCUAGGUGUUCGAGGUAUGGCCUUGUUCUUUCAUUCUCAUUUCUGCAACAAGAUAUGCAAAAGCAUGGGGCUUGCACCAUUUGAUCUUUCAUCCAAAGAGAAAGAUGCCUUGGAUUGUAAUAAAAAAUUGCUUGAAUCUGCUCAAACAAUUCUCCGUGGCACAGAGGAAAAAUGUGGCAGCAGCCGGGUGAGAACAGUCUCUGGUAGUCGGCCUCCUCUGCUCUUCCGCCUGUCUGAAAACUCUGGAGAUGAAAGCAUGAGCGAUGUAGCAUUUGACUCUCUACCCUGCUCUCCUUCCUCAGCAACCCCUCACAGCCAGAAGAUGGACAUGCUUAGUUGGCCUGUGUUCAAUGAGGUAGAUAACUUGGUUCACAAAGACUAUGAUCAGCUUGAUAACCAAAGGGAUUUUGAAAAUGGUGGAGACAGUGGAUAUCCCAGUGAAAAGAGAAGUGAGCUAGAAGAUCUGGAUCAUAGAGAGAGGGGCCAUUCAAACAACAACCGAAGACAUGAAUCUGAUGAAGACAGUUUGGGAAGCUCUGCAAGGAUCAGUGUGGAGAAAUGGAAUCUCUACAACUCUUCCAGAGUCCACAUCCACAGACCAUCCUGUGUUGCCCAAGAAAUUCAGAGGCUCAAUGCACUAGAACUUGAAAAGAAAAUUGGGAAGUCAGUCCUUGGGAAGGUUCAUUUGGCCAUGGUUCGCUAUCACGAAGCUGGGCGUUUCUGUGAGAAAGACAAGGAAUGGGAUCAGGAAUCAGCCCUGUUUCACCUGGAGCAUGCUGCAGACUGUGGGGAGCUGGAAGCCAUCGUUGGGUUAGGACUCAUGUGCUCUCAGCUGCCACAUCACAUUCUUUCUGAGCUCACUCUGGAGGACACAAAGGAGAACAGAAAUAAAGGAUUUGAUUACUUGCUGAGAGCAGCAGAAGCUGGAGACCGGCCUUCCAUGAUUCUGGUAGCAAGAGCAUAUGAUACAGGUGUAAAUCUUGGUUCAGACAGAGCACAGGAUUGGAAGGAGGCGCUGUACUGGUACAAUGCUGCACUGAACAUGACCGACUAUGAUGAGGGAGGUGAAUAUGAUGGCACUCAGGAUGAGCCCCGGUAUCUGCUCCUGGCCAGGGAAGCAGAGAUGUUAAUGACGGGAGGGUUUCACCUGAAUAAGGAUCCACAGAGAUCAGGUGAGCUGUACACAGAAGCAGCAGAAGCAGCAAUGGAAGCCAUGAAAGGCAGACUGGCAAAUCAGUACUACGAAAAAGCAGAAGAGGCUUGGGCGAUGAUGGAAGAAUGACACCACAAUUAAGCAGUUCUUGUAUAUAAUUUUUUUUUAUAGACUUGCUGCAUUUGCAGCUAAAAAGAUAUAUUUUUAUGUGGAGUUACCAUUUUCUUUUUUUGUUUUAGUUUUCUGAUUUUUUUGAGGGGAGAAAUCCAAAUGUAAGUGGUAUAUAGGGUGCCGUAGUCUACUUCUGCUAGUGUUUGAAAGCUGUAAUACAGGCAUACUUGACCUUUUGUAUUUUUUUUAACUGUUAGAACUGAGGGGCCUAGGUUUUUUUACGAAAAACAAAGCUGAUGUUUGUUUAGGUUUCACAUGCCUGGUUUUUACGCAGCAAAUGAUCAGUGUGUUUGCGUUUUUCUUCUCCUCCACACAUACAGAAAAACAUAUCAUUUUUGGUGUAUCUCACCAAAUUUGCACGUUAAUGUAAAUUUUCAAUUUAAGCAUGCAGCCACUCAUUUUAAUAAGUAGUCCCAUUCUGUUAUGCUGGUGUCAUUGGGCACUUCUGUUGUUCUUCUCAAACAAAUUCCAGAUAGAAUCCUUACAUUUUGGGGAGGGGCAGGGAAGAUGCUUCACAUUGGCAGUGAGGAUAUUCAGGGUAGAAUAUAUUUUAUUCAUUACCAACAUUUGCAUAUUUUACCAUCAGAAAAAUCAGUGAUGUUCCUGAUGAGGUGAGGCAUCCAGCUACCUCUCUCAUUUUCAUGUUUUGCACCAUAUGAUAACCUAGUUGUAUACAAUUCUACUGAUCUUAUAUGAUAUUUGUCCAAUGAUGUACAGUAGCAAGAUCUGUAAUAUGUGAGUAAUUUGAAGUUAUUUUUACAGUGACAUCUCAAUUCUCAGUGAAGCUAGAUCAUCUCACUUAAAAUGAGAAUACACUUUCCACCAUUUCCAGAUGGAUGUUUGAAAAGGUUAGAAGAUGUUGAUUCACCUAUUUCUAUGUAUAGAAAAUAAUUUAUCUGGUUUAAAUAGCUUUUAAAAUAGUGUUUUAUCUGUGAAUGGUUUCAAAAGCCAGUUAGAGAAAAUUGCUGGUUAAAAAGAGAAAACAGUAUUAUCCCCAAACACUUGAAUUUGUGUCCUGUUUGCAUAAUCCUAACCAGUAAUGGGAGGACGAAUACAUGGUGGUGGUUGAAUU
Gavia stellata (red-throated loon) is the source of this 3457-nucleotide messenger RNA. It is a transcript of the gene EEF2K, whose product is annotated as eukaryotic elongation factor 2 kinase. Gene Ontology annotation, biological process: protein phosphorylation. NCBI's taxonomy places the organism in Eukaryota, Metazoa, Chordata, Aves, Gaviiformes, Gaviidae. The record is from RefSeq and is a predicted model, not a curated record. The coding region runs from base 115 to 2343 and encodes 742 amino acids. Gene Ontology annotation, molecular function: elongation factor-2 kinase activity; ATP binding; calmodulin binding. The transcript is spliced from 19 exons.